AAAUCAAAGCCCUAACUUCUUCUUCUUCGCUUUUCGUUCUCUGAUUCCGAUCUGAAGAGAGAUGGCUCGUACCAAGCAGACUGCUCGCAAGUCCACCGGAGGAAAGGCUCCAAGGAAGCAGCUUGCCACUAAGGCUGCAAGGAAAUCUGCACCCACAACUGGCAGCGUGAAGAAGCCCCAUCGUUAUCCUCUCGGUACUAUUUUAAACAAUGAAAUCCAUAAGUACCAAAAGAGUACCAAGCUUUUGAUCCACAAGUUGCCCUUCCAACAUCUUGUUCGUGAAAUCGCACAAGACUUCAAGGUUUGUUUAUAUCCUUCACCUCUAUUUGGUUGUCGAGAAAAUUGA
This is a messenger RNA of Quercus lobata, 346 nucleotides long. Its product is annotated as histone H3.3-like. The coding region runs from base 62 to 346 and encodes 94 amino acids. Gene Ontology annotation, cellular component: nucleosome. The transcript has 3 exons. The record is from RefSeq and is a predicted model, not a curated record. Lineage: Eukaryota; Viridiplantae; Streptophyta; Magnoliopsida; Fagales; Fagaceae. Gene Ontology annotation, molecular function: structural constituent of chromatin; protein heterodimerization activity; DNA binding.